Messenger RNA from Colletotrichum navitas, 690 nucleotides. RefSeq lists its product as uncharacterized. Bases 1 to 690 code for a protein of 229 amino acids. The record is from RefSeq and is a predicted model, not a curated record. Lineage: Eukaryota; Fungi; Ascomycota; Sordariomycetes; Glomerellales; Glomerellaceae. The transcript has 2 exons.
AUGUCAACGGAGACCUUCACGCAAAAGGCCAUGAUGAGUGCCGGCCUCUCGGGGCCGCACAACUACCACUACCAGAAACACCACCUGUACAACCCGGCUCCGAGGCUCUCCGCCCUUGUACAGGCUAAGCAAGCCAAGUCAUCGUCGAGGCGCUCGUCGACGAUGGCCCGGCAGCGAGCACGCCAGCAACAACCCCAGCCACUACAUCCCCUGGCAACCAUGGUCGCCGUCGUUUUCGACUACUUUUUGAGAGGAGUUCUGGACAUCACAAGACCGCCGAGAGAACUGGUCACCAUGGUCGUGAGGGGGGUCUUUACCAGCCUCUGCUGGGCGUAUCAUGCGCUGCCCAUGCCGCUUGCAGUGGGCAUGUUUUAUUACGGCUUCCAGAGCGUCCCCGACGGAUUCCGCAGCGUCGAGGAGUUGCGGAUGAUGUACAGCACGAAAUCGGACGGCGGAGCGGUCGUCGGGGGCGCAUCCGGCAUCGAAGGCCUUUACGGGCUGGGCGAGCUGGUCCUGGUGCGAUGGGGGGAUUUGGGUGUCCUGUCGGCGUUCUAUUGUCUCGCCAUGAUGACGGCGGCGUAUACGGUCAUGGUGCUCAUGGAGAUGCGCGACUACAUCCUUGACACCUGGGCUCUCAUUGUCGACGAGGCUCUCGAGAUCAAAGCGCUGCUGCGAGCGGACGAGGCCUAG